Dreissena polymorpha is the source of this 2721-nucleotide messenger RNA. RefSeq lists its product as uncharacterized. The record is from RefSeq and is a predicted model, not a curated record. Bases 200 to 880 code for a protein of 226 amino acids. The transcript is spliced from 8 exons. NCBI's taxonomy places the organism in Eukaryota, Metazoa, Mollusca, Bivalvia, Myida, Dreissenidae.
CGGUGUUAUGAUUAGUACGUGCUCGUUCAAUAAGUGACAGGAAGUCAUUCUUAUGUCAAAAUCAGGUCGUAUCAUUCUUAUCAGUGAGUAAUGGUCAUUUGUUGAAGACCGUAUUGCGAAAUUUUUGAAAGUUUGUAUAAAGAAGGUCAAAACAAUUUUUGAAAUCAAGUAUUUACUAUUAAGCUACCAUUUGUCAACAAUGUCGCACAAGGGUCACGUGGUCAACACCGUUCCAAGCGCUGCAGUGUAUACCUCACCAUCGGGACAUCACACGACCGUUGUGAUGCAGCAACAACCUUAUGUAGUCACACGCUCUUCGCCUGGCCUGUUCGGGUCCCUUGGACGCGAGCUCAACAAUCUGGGUAGAACCAUUAGCAGAGAGAUCGACUGGACUGCAGAUCAGAUCAACAAGAGUUUGGCUACAACUGCAACUGGUAACAUUUUGAACCUGUUCCAAUCAGGCAAUUUUGUCCAGCUCGUCUCGAGGAUCAGUGGGAGGAGUCUGGAAAUCGUACAGGGACCAGCGGGGCUCGUAGUUGAUGGACUGGGGCCCGAUAAUGCUCCACAUGCAACAUGGACGAUAGUGAAUGAAGGGGGCAAUCAAGUUCGUCUCCAUAACAACAACAACUUCCUGGCCAUUAUCAACGGGAGCACCAUCGUCAUUCAUAUGCCCCCAGGGGUCAUGCAUGGGGUCGAGACGAAGUUUCAGGUGACCCAGCAUGGUCAGUUCAUCAUUCUCGAGUCCCUAAAAGAAAGGGGCCGCCACGUCGGGGUUUUACCCGGAGGUGCGCUGAAACCCGCCCUGGCCACUGGGAAAGAGGACCACGCCAUGUUUGGUGUGCGAUUAAUGUAUUCACCUUACUCUGUGGUCACAAAGUAAUGUGGGGACGAUGGGAAUAUCGUGAUCUGAAAAGUUUGCACACUAUCCAAGUUGGAGCUACGCUGCGCUUUAAAAGACAUUGAUAAUUCAUUGCCGCAACUGUGAUUGUCUUGUUUUCAUUAUCAUAACUGUUAUUGUCUUUUGAUUGUUUUGUUGGAAAAAGACAUUUUUUUACAGAACUCUUAUGUUUUAUAGCCUGAAUUGUUUGUUUAGUUUGAUUGGAACUUUUCUGUAUUAUAACUGGAAUUAAUUGUUUAUUAACUUUUUUGUUUUCAUUAUCAUAACUGUUAUUCUCUUUUGAUUGUUUUAUUGGAAAAAGACACUUUUUUACAGAACUCUUCUGUAUUAUAGCCUGAAUUGUUAGUUUAGUUUGAUUGGAACUUUUCUGUAUUAUAACUGGAAUUACUUGUUCAUUAACUUUUUUUUUACGUUUGCUGUAAUUUGUAUUACCUAGUCCAGUAAUUACUGUCACAGUUUUUUUGACGUGACAUUUGAUUUUGUAUUACCUGGAUCAUGCUUUGAACUUUUUAAUUCAUUCCUAAACAUAUAUACUCCUUACCCAGGUUUAUUUAAUAAAAAAACUAUAAAUAUAUGAAAUAUAUGAGUCUUACUCUAGCAAAACCGACUUAUCAGAGACAACACCAGGGCCCUUGCUACACUUUGGGGGAUUGGGGCUGGGGCCCUUAGAGGGGGAAUUUCACGUCGUUUUGGGCGAAAAGGGGGAAUUUUACAAGAUCUUUUAACCAAUCAUUCAACACUUAAUAUUGCUCUAUUUUAAUGUAAUUUACUUAAAUAUACAUUUAAUCAAAUUUUUAUAGCAUGAUACCAGCUGGUAACAUAGGUAUAAAAGUAAAAAAAAAACAAAAAAAACAAAUUUUUUUUUUUUUUUGGGAGGUGGGAAUUUUUUUUUACUAUUUUAAGGGGGGAAUGGGGCCGAAUUUCGGCCCCAAAAGCGGCCAAACGAGGGCCCUGAACACUUUCCACUUUUAAAGUAUUUUUUCAUUAAGCUCAGUUUACCAAGAGCACGGCUCAUAUAGCGCAAUAUUUUUCUCAUUUAUACUUCUAGUCAAGUAUUUCUGUCACAUGUUUGUUAAGUAUUUGCCAAAAGUAAAAAAUAUAUUUGUCGUAAAUUUCAUUCAGAAGGUCAAUCCAUGAGAUUGGGUAGUAAUCUAAAUUUUAAACAAUAUAGUUCAAUUUAGAUUAUUUUAGAUGUAUGUAUAUUUCAAUUAAAAAAGAAAGAGUUCAUGCCACAUAACUUUAUUUUUGCUGAAGCAAUCUUGGGGAUGUUUGUUUGUUUGAUAGAAUAUUGCAUUUAAUUAACAAGUAAAUAUAGAUUUUUUUUCUUUAGUUUUAAAAUCACAUUUAAUACUUUUUUUUACAAAUGUAUCCAUUUUUUAAACACUUUUGAUUGUCUUUAUAAUGACAGGUUGACAUAGGCUAUAAUUGUGUUGUCAUCAGUGUAUGGAUGGCCUCUUCAAUAUGGUGCUCUUUUUACAAAAUGCAUUUGAUAUUUUCUGUCCCUUUUUUAUUUUAAUAUGUAUGAACAAUUUAAGUUGUAAUAUUCAUAUUUGAUAUACUAUUUGCUUACUUAUAUACAAAACACAAUUGUCUGCAUUUUCUAAUAUAUUGUAUAUUUGCGAUUUUAUGCCCCAAAAUAUAUAUAUGUAUAUAUUAAAAUGUGUUACUUCUUUUAUCAUGAUUCACUUUUAUGUAUCUCUUUUACAUUUCUAUUUUCGAAACUUUGUUAGCAUGUUGAUUGUUACUACUAUAUGUUAUAUUGUUAUAAAAUGUUAAUCUAUGUUGAUAACUGUAUCAUUUUACCAAUAAAAAUACUACUUUUA